GGACUGCAGUUGCCGCCAUUUCGCUCACAACGUCCGCGAGCGAGAGGCGCGCACUCUUUGCCCACUCGUAGCUACUGCCUCUGCGACCAGACCCGUCGCUGCUGCAUCGUGUGAGUGACUGAGUGCGAGGAUCAUGGACAGUGGCGAUUCCGAGCUAGGUGCGUCCAUUACAGCGAAUUUAGGGGCAUUAGACGGCAUCUCGCCCGUUUGAGCGUUUUUUUUAGCGUUGCCUUUCACGACAAAAACUGUUCUAAUGACAAUACCUCGGGUGUUAUUGCUUCUCACAGUAGCUGCACCGGCAAAUCAGCAGGAAGGAGCCCCGAUAGUGACGCCCGAGGUCGUGGUCACAGGCGAGCAGGUUACGACGGUGGUGGACGGAGCGAUUCCCGCCAGCCAGCAAGAACAAGCUCCUGCAGCGACGACUGCACCUGUUGAAGCUGCCACAGAGAUGGAUACGGCCGCGAAUGCAGCGCCACCCGCCAGUCACCAGGAAAUAGCCCUCGCGUCGACGCCCGCUCCCAUUGAGGCCCCUGAGCAGAUAAUACCAGUCGCUGAGCCCGAGCUAAGCCCUGAAAGCGCUAGCACCGACGAAGUGGAGGCCAAAGUGGAGACUGAAAGUCAAACAAAAAGCGAGGACAGUGAUAAACGUCGCAAGCGCCGAACGAGCAAGAAGGUGAAGUACGUGGAGGAGGACGACAUCUCUGAGGGUGAAGAAGCUAUUAUUGCAGAGAAGAAGAAGCGAGCACAGCAACUUGACUACCAGUUGAGAGAGGACGUGGGUUACCCUCUGUUGGACCAAAUUGUCGGACGACGGACCAAUGAGUCGUCCGGACUAGUGGAGUAUUUGUGCAAGUUCCUUGGUCGUUCAUACCUACACCUCUACUGGCUUACGUUCGAUGAGUUGGAGCUUUUCAUUCCUGAGGGAUACCAGAAGUUUCACCGCGUGCACGUGUACGACCGAAAGCUUCGACGCGAGGGUUAUCAGCCACUAGAUGAGGUGGAUGAUUUGGAGGCCAAUAAACUGACCGUGGAGAAGAUAUUGAACCACAAGGUGGACCCAGCCGACCAUUUGGAUGAGCAGAUCGAAAAGCGGCGACGUCAACUAAAGUUUGAGCCCAAAUUUCCACGUGUGACAGACUAUUUCCUGAUGAAUAAUGCCGACAGUAUUCAGGAGCGUAUGCUAGGCAUUGUGACAAAGCUGACGAAAGAAGUAGGUGGUGAUAUCUUUCAACAACCUGUGGAUAUUGAGGAAGUUCCUGACUACCUCAACUUCAUCACGAAUCCCAUGGACCUUGGAACGAUUUCCACACGACUUGGUCGGGAAAGUUACUACAUUGGACCAUCAGCCGUGUCACUAUUUGCCUCAGAUGUGAGACUGGUGUUUCAGAAUUGCAAAACGUACAAUGCCGAGGGAUCAGACAUCUGGCGCGUUGCCAACGAGCUGCUACACACAUUCGAAAAAUGGUUUUAUGACUGGAUACUAUCCCCAUCAGCGUGGCUCAAAUUGUCUCUUUCAGGAGACGCAGAGGAGGACCAGCGCCUCCAGAAAGAAUUUCGUGAUGAAGCAGAAGAAUUCUACGAUGUGUGGGCGCCUUGGCGGAUUGGCUGUUGCGUGUGUAGAAAUAACAAUCACAGUGAGGAGCUUCUACUAUGUGACCGAUGCGAUGGUGAGGUCCAUAUGCACUGUGCUACUCCUAAGAUCACGGAUUUGCCUGAAGGUGAAUGGUUCUGCGGGUACUGCCGAGCGCGUAAGAGAUUUACUAGUAAGAUGGAGAGGGUGAAGCUGGAUUUCGAAACCAAGUUGAAGAUGAAGACUAUCGAGAUAGAAGAAUCUAAUGGUGAGGCUGCCCCUUCAGCCUCUGGUUCAACUCCAACACAUGCAGACAAGAAAACGACUACCGCAUCUACACUCGCCCCCAAUAUCCUUAUGGAACGUGCCGAUGGUGAAGGUAAAGUUAACAAGAAAACGUCCAAGCGCAGCCCUAAAGGUACCAACGCGACCAAGAGCUUGGCGCCCAUCAGUAUGAAAGAUCGCGCUGCUACGUUUUUCCUUGUCAAGUGGGUGGGCAUGUCGGUUCGAUUCUCAACGUGGGAGCGUCCCGAGGAUAUUGGUGACGAUGAGCAGAUCCAGAGAUAUUUCAAGUUUAGCCGCGUGCCUAGCGCGAAGGAGAUCCGUGAGACCACGUGCCAAUUGCCAUGCUGCGCUAAGCGACACGAGUAUGCUCUAGCAACGGCCACAAGUGGAAAAAGAUGCUGUGAAAAAGACCGCUUUUGUACUCUUGGCAACGGCCACGAGGGUGAUUGUAGUCGAAGCAUCAAACCGCUGGGUGGGGCCUACGGCAGUAAUGCGUAUCAACGUCUUCACAUGCAAGAGCAAGUGAAGGCACAGUUAUUCGCUUUUCACUGUUUGCUGAACAACCACACGCCCGACAAGGAUGUGCUCAAGCAGUGCGGUAUGUACACGAACGCGUUUGUGACCACGAAACAGUACUUGGCACCUAAGGUUUCCAAAGAGGACGACGAUGAAGAUUACUCGGAUGAAGAUGGGGACUCAUCUGAUGACGACGCUGACUUCGAUGCCGAGACGGAUUAUUUGAAUCGACCAGCUUUCUAUCCUGGAAUUUUGACGCUGGAGAAUGACGACGACGAAAACGAUGAUGAAACUGGAGGCCACAAAAAGAAAACGGAAGAAGAGGUCGGUGAAGUGCUUAGCUCUAUCGUUGAGCACGUUGCGCUUGGAUACUCCACCAAACUUGAGACCGUCAGUGCUGAGUUUCGAUUCGACUCGAAAUUCUCAGCAACAGCUUUCAAGGAGCUACCAGCCUUUACGGAGUACUGUAUAAUUCUGGGUCGAUCGCCUUUCGGUUUAGGUAUGCGUCUUGGAAUCAGCAGCAACAGCAAUGUAUCGGUUCUUGGAUUUCAGGCUCUUGCGAAUGGAAUGAUUGGCCCAGCUCAGGCGUCCGGAGCUAUUUCGAUUGGUGACGUGCUUGUAGCCGUGAACAACAUCUCGGUGGCUGGACGUUCGUUUCAAGACGUCGUCACGUUGAUCGGUGCUUCUCCCCAUCAAGUUCUUUUCCACUUCCAUUCCCCCCGACCAGCGUUCAUGUACCCUCCGUACUGCCAAGCAAAGCAGAUUACGAAGAUUCGAUUGGAGAAGAUCCCCGACGAUGCGGCCCCCGAAGGCUCGAAGUACGCGGACUUCAGUUAUAACAAGUACAAACGAAUGCUCAAAAUUGGAGUUGCAGACCCAGACGUAGCUUCGGCAGCUUCGACGCAGACGUUGAUGCAACACACGAACUAUAGUGCACCAAGCGGCCCCAUGCAACAUCUUUACGCUGGGGUCGUCGACAACAGUAUCGAUCCACAUGAGCACUUCGCGAGCUUCCUCCCAGAGAGGAGAAAUGCAGCCAGUAGUGGAUCGUACGACAAGAAUGCGGGUUUUAGUGGAGAUGCGAACGAGUUUGUGCCAUACGAGCAGUCACCAACAUACAAAGGUGGCCGCACGCUGCGUGCUUAUCAGGUUGACGGUCUCAAUUGGAUGGUGUCGUGCAUUAAAGCUCAGCGAUCCUGCAUAUUGGCUGACGAGAUGGGUCUGGGUAAGACGGUUCAAAUUGUAUCGCUGAUCGAACACAUGAAGUCUGAGGAGUCCAUUCGUGGACCAUACUUGAUUGUCGUGCCUCUUUCGACUAUCCAACAUUGGCGGCGUGAGAUUGAAAGCUGGACGGAUCUCAAUGUGUGCGUGUAUCACGAUAUUGGUGACCGCUCCACCAAGUUCACGGCCAAGGACAUGCGAGCUGUCAUUCGUAACCAGGAAUGGUAUUACCCCGGUUUGGGCAACUCCAUCUUCAAGUUCCACAUCCUGCUGACCACCUUCGAGACCAUUUUGGCGGACUUCGAAGAGUUUGAGCACAUUCAUUGGCGCUUAGUCGUGGUGGAUGAGGCCCAUCGAUUGAAGAGUGCCGGGUCACGCGUGCUGAAGAUGAUGCGCGUACUUCACGUUGAUCGCAAGGUAUUGCUGACUGGCACACCGUUGCAAAACAACACCCUAGAGCUAUGGGUCCUGCUGAACUACCUGGAGCCAGUGAAGUUUGCAAGUUUGGAGGAGUUCAACCAGAAUUUCGGAAAGCUUCAUUCACAGGAACAAGUCGUGAGGCUUCAGCAAUUGUUGGCACCAUACAUUUUGCGUCGCGUGAAGGAGGACGUUGAGAAGAGUAUUCCUCCGAAGGAAGAAACGAUUAUCUCAGUGGAGCUAACGACACUGCAGAAGCAGUACUACCGAGCCAUUUACGACAAAAAUAAGAGUUUCCUGUACCGCGGAACGAAGAAUGGUCUACCGACGUUGAACAAUAUUCAGCUACAAUUGCGGAAAUGCUGCAAUCACCCAUUCCUAAUCAAGGGCGUUGAGGAGCGAGAGCUGGAUGAGCUAGGUAACAACCCCACACCGGCUCAAGUGAUGGAGAAGACGAUCGAGUGCUCAGGAAAAAUGAUGCUUGUGUCCAAGCUAAUCCCGAAGCUGAAAAGAGAUGGACACAAGAUUUUGAUUUUCAGCCAAUUCCUGAAGCAACUCGACUUGCUGGAGCGCUACUGCGAGGCCAAUUCUUUUGUGUUCGAGCGUUUGGACGGCUCUACUGGUGGAAGCGUGCGCCAGAGUGCUAUUGAUCGAUUUUCUCGACCCCACUCGAAGUCGUUCAUUUUCUUGCUGAGCACGAAAGCUGGUGGUGUGGGUAUCAAUCUCAUUGCAGCUGACACGGUGAUUAUCUUCGACAGCGAUUGGAACCCGAUGAAUGAUCUGCAAGCGCAGGCACGUUGCCACCGUAUUGGCCAGAAAAAGAGUGUUCAAAUCUACCGUCUAGUGACCCGCAACACGUACGAAAGCGAGAUGUUUGACCGUGCAUCACGAAAGCUUGGCCUAGAGCACGCCGUAUUAGGCACGGCGUCCUUUAACGAGAACUCGCAGAUCACAAAACCGUCGGCAGAGCAACUUGUCGAGCUGUUGAAGCGCGGAGCGUAUGCUCUCAUGGAGGAGGAUGAUACGGCGUCGAAGGAGUUUGCUGAACGCGAUAUUGAGACCAUUUUGAAGGAGAACGCCCGUGUUAUGGUUGUAGGCGGCGCGUCCAAUGCUAACAAGAGCUCCGAUGGCGAUACGGGCGGAGUGGCAUCACCAAAACUGAAAAAGUCUCCCCUAAAGGCUCAUAAAAGAAAGUCAUUGGGCGGAAUGGCCGUGGAUCGUUCAUCCUUCGUUGCCGAGGGGGCGACUGGUGAACUAUCCGUGGACGAUCCGAACUUCUGGGAGAAGGUUCUUCCUGGCGCUGUCUCGGUGGAAAUGCUCAGCUUGAAGCUGGAAGAUAGCAGUGCCGUGAACUCGCGUCAGUCGAAGAUCAAGUUUAUCAGCAAUUUGGAUAUUGCUCUAACGAGCUUGGUCGCUGAGAUGAGUUCAGGCAACAGUUCUGACGAUGGCCGCGUUGGCAGUCGAGACAUUCAGCACGAGUACGACAUUGCAAUCCAGGUAUUGAAUACUGUGAGCUCGAAAUACCGUGACGAAUUCUCGAACGAUCAGAUCGAUCUCGUGAAGGGAUACCUGUCAAAACUGGAAAAGUCACGUGUACGAAGCUGUCGACUAGCUCCUGCUCGAACGAACAUGUUCCAGGAUGAAGACUUUGACACACCGAAGAAGAAAAGAAGAAGGAGAAGCACACCUUCAGGCAGCAGAGCUGGUAGUAGCGAAGAUGAAGCGUAUGGCAAUACUCCGGUAAAGAAGAGAGGACGUGGUCGCCCACCAAAACAUCCGAGAACUGAAGAUGCGAACCCCCCAAUUACCCUAUUCCAAGGCGGCAUUAUCAACGAGACCGACGAUUUAUGCACUCUUUGUGGCGACGGUGGACUGAUCUUGCUGUGUGAUGGCCCGUGCCAUCGCUCGUUCCAUCUCGAGUGUGUGGGUAUGAAGGAUGAACCGAAUGACGAGCAGUGGCUGUGCCCAGAUUGUGCUGAGGGUCGUCAUAUGUGCCUGAUUUGCAAGCAGGUCGGCGAAAUGGGCGUUGAGUUUGGUGUCACACAGUGUUCCGUAGCCAAAUGUGGCAGAUUCUACCACAAGGGCUGUCUGGCAGAGAACUCGCGCGUCGAGUGGGUUGGCAAGAAGCGCUUCCGUUGCCCGAGCCACUUUUGCCAUGCCUGCUCAAAGACCAGCAACAAUCAAGCGGCUAAUAGCAACAAGAAAAGUGACGACAAGACUGGUGUAGUGAGCUGUAUCCACUGCUCUCAAGCCUUCCAUCCAGAGUGCAUUCCAUCAGCAGACAAGUUUAUACGACUAUCGAAGAACCUCAUGAUUUGCGCAAAUCAUAUAGACGGGAAGAAAGCACCAGUCUCUGCUGGAAAAACAAAAGCAUCGGGAUCAGCCCAUGCUGGUGCAGUGUUUACUCAGGCGGCAGCGCAGCAGCGACUAGAAAUCCCACAGCAUAUUCCUCUAGACGAAGAUGAGGCAGAGCCACCGGAAAAGUCGAACGGUAAGCGCAAGCGCGAGCCAUCUCCGAAGAGACCGAGCUCAAGUGGAUCGAAGAAGAGCAAGUCUGCGCAAUCAGCCAACAGGAUCGCGAAGCCUAAGAUCUGCGCGCUAUGCCACCGCGGAAACGUGAUGGGUGGGUCAGAUAGCCAAGAGCUGCCACCACCUCCUACAACGAAGCAGGGGGUAGAUUCGACGGGGACUGAUACGGCAGAUAUAGCCUUGGAGGGGCCUUUCAUUGAAGCUCCUGUGCGCUUGAAGUAUGCUGAUAAGCCCAACGAGUCCGUGUAUGUUCACUUGAACUGUGCUGUGCACUCGCCGGAAGUGUACGUGAAGGCUGAUGGUCUGAUCAUGAACUUACCCAAGGCAAUCAAGCGCGGACGACAGCUCAAGUGUACGAGCUGCCACAAGUUUGGUGCCACGGUGGGCUGCGUCGUAGCCAAGUGUCGUCGUAAUUACCACCUGCGUUGUGCUGUGGAGAGCGGUGGUGAGAUCGAUGGGACCACGUACGCUUUGUACUGCAAACCACAUGCUGCUGUGCGUAAGGAACCGACUCGCGUCUGCGUGUGCGAUGCCAGCGAAGAAGACCCAAAGCUCACGUUGAUAUGCUCGUCGUGUGACACGAAGUUUCAUCCGAAAUGCGUCAACAUGUCGGAGCGACAUGCGGCGCGUAUGGCGAAGACAUGGGUCUGCAGUGUGUGCGAUGGCUCAGCUGCGGCGAAUCCAGCGACGCCAACACAUAUCCCUGCAAAAGCAGCAUCGAAUAAACCGGCAUCGAAGAGCAAGUCAAGUAGAUCGACAAAGACGACCACCAAGACGGCCUCAAAGAAGAAGAGCAACGACAAAGCUGAAGAUGCCGCUGUUAGCCCGCCGAAGCGCAAAAAAGUGAAAAAGAACCGCUUGAGCAUGUCGCGGAAUAAAUCUCGUCCGAAGUCGAACGGAACGAACCACGGUAUUUCGCCACACAUGGCCGACUCGGAUAGCGGCAUCUCCACGGACGAGUAGGUAGAGAAGACAAGAAAAUAUAUGGUAGUGGAAUUUGAUCUACAAUAUCCUGGCCAAAAAAUCAACCGAUAUAUGUAUCCGAUCUGCGAA
Molecule: messenger RNA, 7591 nt
Organism: Phytophthora nicotianae INRA-310
Lineage: Eukaryota; Oomycota; Peronosporomycetes; Peronosporales; Peronosporaceae
Exons: 2
Coding region: 254-7501 (2415 amino acids)
Biological process (GO): chromatin remodeling
Cellular component (GO): nucleus; chromatin
Molecular function (GO): ATP hydrolysis activity; histone binding; chromatin binding
Source: RefSeq, a predicted model, not a curated record